AUGCUACCGUUAUACCUGCUUACCAAUGCUAAGGGACAGCGCAUGUCCAUUGAACUGAAAAAUGGGGAGAUUAUUGAAGGUGAACUUAACAACGUUGAUAAUUGGAUGAACUUGACCCUGAUUAAUGUCACUGAACACAAAACGAGAGAUUUCGGGGAAAUUUCUGCAGGGAAACAAGUUGAAAUGAUCAAAUUGCAGGAAAUUUACUUGAAAGGGAUUUAUAUCAAAUACAUCAGACUACAAGAUGAUAUCAUUGACAACCUGAGACAAAAGAUCAAUAGUGGUAACAGGGAUGGUAACAACAAGAGUUUCAGAAACAACAAGUACAACAACAACAACAACGGCAGCGGCAACAGAGGCUACGGUGGGAAUAGAAGGAACUACAACAACAGUAACAGCGGUAAUAAUGUGAAAAACUCCGGCAACAGAAGAAAUUAUAACAACCGCCGUCCCUACCAGGGCAAACCAAACAGCAACAACCAACAGCAUGGGCCUCCAAGCUCCAACGGAAUGGGCGGAUAUGUUCAUUAUGAAAAUGACGCUGCUCCUGUAGAAUUUUAA
Molecule: messenger RNA, 561 nt
Organism: Huiozyma naganishii CBS 8797
Lineage: Eukaryota; Fungi; Ascomycota; Saccharomycetes; Saccharomycetales; Saccharomycetaceae
Gene: LSM4
Product: U6 snRNA complex subunit LSM4
Exons: 1
Coding region: 1-561 (186 amino acids)
Biological process (GO): nuclear-transcribed mRNA catabolic process; mRNA splicing, via spliceosome; P-body assembly
Cellular component (GO): P-body; spliceosomal tri-snRNP complex; U6 snRNP
Molecular function (GO): U6 snRNA binding
Source: RefSeq, a predicted model, not a curated record